Micropterus salmoides (largemouth bass) is the source of this 6221-nucleotide messenger RNA. It is a transcript of the gene clocka, whose product is annotated as clock circadian regulator a. NCBI's taxonomy places the organism in Eukaryota, Metazoa, Chordata, Actinopteri, Centrarchiformes, Centrarchidae. The record is from RefSeq and is a predicted model, not a curated record. Gene Ontology annotation, molecular function: protein dimerization activity; DNA-binding transcription factor activity, RNA polymerase II-specific; E-box binding. The transcript is spliced from 23 exons. Bases 508 to 3201 code for a protein of 897 amino acids. Gene Ontology annotation, biological process: circadian regulation of gene expression; regulation of transcription by RNA polymerase II. Gene Ontology annotation, cellular component: CLOCK-BMAL transcription complex; nucleus; cytoplasm.
CUAAAAGUGGGUUGACACACAUACUGUAACGUUACAGACGAGUUGAACGCCCGCUACAGUACACUAUAGAGUCGCUAGCAAGCGGUGAAAAACGGCUGUCUAAUUUGUGACGGAUAAGGGUGCCUUGGCAGUGUGUGUCAUAUGUCGCAGUGAAGAAGAGAGUGAAGACAAGAGUUUACUACAGAGUCAUCCAUCAUGAAGUGAAGCCAUUACUUAAUUAACCAUCAAUGACUCAGAUGUUGCUGCCAUGUGCAACACCCGAAGCAGACGAAAAACUCAUCAAAGACCGCUUGUCAACUUUCUGCCCUCUGACUGAGGAAACUUUCAGUGACUCUCCAAGACUCACAGAGCUGCACUACCACAAUCACCACACCCUGCCUUCAUCCAGCAGCACCUUCCUCAUCCUCUCACAGGACUGGCUGUACUGUCAGGAAGGUUAAUUUACAAAUGUCUACCUCACGAUUAAAAGACCCCUUUCCAACACUGCGGCCCUAAACAGGAUACAAAAUGAGCAUUGACCGGGAUGACAGCAGUAUCUUUGAUGGGUUAAUGGAAGAAGAUGAAAAGGACAAAGCAAAACGAGUGUCCCGUAACAAGUCUGAGAAGAAACGCAGAGACCAGUUCAAUGUCCUUAUCAAGGAGCUGGGUACCAUGCUGCCGGGCAACACCCGGAAGAUGGACAAGUCCACUAUUUUGCAGAAAAGCAUCGACUUUCUACACAAACACAAGGAAAUCGCUGCUCAAUCAGAGUCAACUGAGAUCAGACAAGACUGGAAGCCUCCUUUUCUUAGUAAUGAAGAGUUCACUCAGCUGAUGUUGGAGGCAUUGGAUGGAUUUUUCCUUGCAAUUAUGACUGAUGGGAACAUAAUCUACGCCUCUGAGAGUGUGACGUCCCUACUAGAACACUUACCUUCUGAUCUUGUGGAUCAGAACCUGUUGAACUUCCUGCCCAUGGGGGAGCAUUCAGAUGUGUACAAGGCUCUGUCCUCUCAUAUCAAGGAAGGAGAGACACUGAUGCCUGAAUAUCUGAAAACAAAAAAUCAGCUGGAGUUCUGCUGCCACAUGCUUCGAGGGACAAUUGACCCCAAAGAGCCUCCUGUGUACGAAUAUGUGAAGUUCAUUGGAAACUUCAAGUCCCUGAAUAAUGUGCCUAACUGUACCCGAAACGGUUUUGAAGGAGUUAUCCAGCGAUCGCUUCACUCUGCCUUUGAAGACAGAGUGUGUCUCAUAGCGACUGUGAGGCUUGCCAAACCGCAGUUUAUCAAAGAGAUGUGCACUGUAGAAGAGCCUAAUGAGGAAUUCACCUCCAGACAUAGUUUAGAGUGGAAAUUUCUCUUCCUGGACCACAGAGCUCCACCCAUCAUAGGUUACCUCCCGUUCGAGGUCCUGGGUACAUCAGGAUAUGACUACUACCAUGUAGAUGACCUCGAGACACUGGCCAAAUGCCAUGAACACUUAAUGCAAUAUGGCAAAGGAAAGUCCUGCUACUACAGAUUCCUCACCAAAGGGCAGCAGUGGAUUUGGCUUCAGACCCACUAUUACAUCACCUACCACCAGUGGAAUUCCAGACCAGAGUUUAUUGUCUGCACGCACACUGUUGUAAGUUAUGCUGAAGUAAGAUCAGAACAGCGCAGAGAGCUUGGAAUUGAAGAAUCACAACCUGAGAUCAGAGUAGACAAGCAGUCCCAGGAUUCAGGCUCUGAGUCCCAGCUCAACACUUCCAGCCUGAAGGAGGCUCUAGAGCGCUUCAACCGCAGCAGGACACCCUCGGCCUCGUCUCGCAGCUCACGUAAAUCCUCGCACACUGCCGUGUCUGACCCAGCCUCAUCGCAGAUGAAGCUUCAGGGAGAUAGAAGUACACCAGGUCGCCAGUCGGUCUCUGCUGUGGAGAUGACAUCACAACGAAGAUCGUCUGUCAGCAGUCAGCAGUCGAUGAGCUCCCAAAAUACAGGACAGAACAUGGCACCAUCGAUUGUUUCACAUCAACAACAACAGCAACAACAACAACAGCAGCAGCAUCAGCAGCAGCAACAACAACAACAACAGCAGCAGCAGCAGCAACAGCAGCAACAACAACAACUACAGCAGCAACAACAACAACAACAACAACAACAACAACAACAACAAGUUCAGACCAGUCAAUCAGUGGUGCAGUUCUGCAACCAGCUAGAAGCCAUGCAAAACCUGAAAGAGCAGCUGGAGCAGAGGACUAGGAUGAUCGAGACCAACAUUCAGCGGCAGCAGGAUGAGCUGCGGCAGAUCCAAGAUGAGCUGCAGAGAGUGCAGGGACAGAGCCUGCAGAUGUUCUUGCAGAAAGGAGCUGGAGGACUAAGUAUUAGCUCUGUUCAGAUGGCCCAGGGGAAUGCUGUGCAGCAAGGGGGGAUGCUCAGCAUGCAGGGCCAGGUGGUUUCUGCAGGGCCUCUACAGAACAACAUACAGCAACAACAUGCUACCCAGCCCCAGUCCCAACAACAAACGCUCUUACGUGACCAGAGCACAGCACUCUCACAGUCUCAGCGAUCGUCUCUCACUCUGCAGCCUCAACAAAAUCCACUGUCUGCAUCUCUCUACAACACAAUGAUGAUCCCUCAGCAAAGCCCUACUAACAUGGUCCAGAUUGCCACUAGCCUGGCUCAGAAUACUGGUCCCAACACUCCUGCUGUGGCUACAUUUGCUCAGGACCGUGCAGCUCAGAUUAGGUUUCCUGCCGGUCCCCAGCUGCUCACCAAACUAGUGACAGGACAGAUGGCAUGUGGGGCAGUCAUGGUUCCCACGACCAUGUUUAUGGGCCAAGUGGUAACAGCCUUUGCUCCUCAGCAGGGCCAGACCCAGACCAUCAGCAUUUCCCAGCAGCCAUCACAACAGCAGCAUCAGCAGCAGGAGCAGCAGGUACAGCAGCAAUCACAGGUCACAGCCAUGCAGCCAGGGCAUACUCCGCUGGCCCAGCAGCAAACGCAGUUCCUACAGGCUCCUCGGCUUCUUCAUGGAAACCAGUCCACCCAGUUGAUCCUGCAGGCAGCGUUCCCUUUGCAGCAGCAGGGUACCUUCACUGCCACAGCCCAACAGCAGCAGCAACAGUUACAACAACAACAACAACAACAACAUCAUCAACAACAGAAGCAGUUACAACAGCAGAAACAGCAACUGGCCCCUCACAGGGCAGAUAGUUUGUCUGAUCGCUCUGCUACGCAGCCACAGUAGCUGGCUAAAGCCAAUUAGAAGUAGGGUGAGCCCAAAACCAGGUGUGGGUGUCUUAGUGACGGGGGUCCAGAGAGGAGUUCUGCUGAAAGUGCAGCACUGAGACCGUGCCUCAGAGGCUGAGAAUUGAUUGGAUGGGCAGGCUGGGGCUUCUCCCCCUCACAAGGAUCUUUUGCUGUUUGCACUAAACUCCUGAGCACUAAGUGCUACAGAGAAACCAGGACUGGGCCCGCUGUGGCUCAGGUAGUAGGCAUUGGCUACGGGUCUAAGCCUUUUCUCUUAGUAAACAGGGAGCCACAAUCUCUGUAAUGGACCCCCACACCCGGCCCCCUCCCUUUGUGUUUUGUGUGUGUGUGUGUGUGUGCUCUAGUCAUCCUCACAGGAUUAUUUUCAGCAGAGCUCUUCAGUUAAUACAGCGAAGCUUCUAUCGAGCUUCAAAGACAUCCUGAAGAACAGCCAGAGGCUUGUUUGUUUUGGAUGUUUUCUCCUAUUCUUGUUUUUCAUGUAAAAAUAAUUAUGGGUCAGAAAAUAUUUUUAAGAACGUGGUGUAGAUUGAACUUUUACUGUACAGAACACCAUGUGUAAUAUAUUUUGUAAAUAUAAUGAAAAAGAAAGAACUAAUAUUUUAUAUGAUGCAUGAAAUGAAAUGUGUAAUCUGUUAUUUGCAGCUUUGAAUAUGCUUUUUUUUCUAGUACUCUAAGAAAAAAAGCUCUUAAAAUGCUCAGUGGCUGAUAUUUUCACAGACUUCCUUUCUCCUACGGGAUGUUUUUGUGUGUCUGCAUAGCAGACAAUGCAGAUGCUGCUUGUUGUGUCACAGUUUGUUUAAUCCUUGACUCAUAUUUUCACAAAUUUCGUAAAAAUUGUCAAAAUGACAGAAAUGUUUUAAAAGUAUUUUUAAGCUUUUUAAAAUGUGCACACAAAAGACUAGACUCAACUUGAGCGGAGUAUUGUGUAUGAAGGCUACCAAGGUUAAGCUAAAUGUUUGCAACAAUAAGAUUUGCCAACAUAUUCCUUCAUAUUCUUAUUUCUUAAUUUUUAGCACUUCUGCUGAGAUUCCUCCAUUUCAGAGCCAUCCAUAAUGCCUGUAUGAUACCUGAAGAGACUUUAUUCAAUCUAUAAAUAUUUAUCCCUUAAAAUAUAUUUACAAAUAAAAAUGUAAACUCAGAUCUGUUAACCUGUUGCUAAUAUUCUCAGACCAAGCUUGAGUGAAAUGAUUUGUGUUAGCAUGGGCUAAUCAAAUGAUUUGCUCAUUGGCAGUCUGCUCAUCCCUCCGGUCUUUAGCCUCUUAUCUGGGUCAGCAGGGUUAGGAGCAGCCUAGACUUUCUUUUUCCAAAGCGUCAUCCUCCACUUGUCUCUGGGUGACUUUCACGCAAGUCCCAAACCACCUUGACUAGCUCUUGGGGAAGCUGUAGCUCGACACAAGAAGUCCCCUCAUAUCUCUGAUCUCCUUGCACUAUCCACUAUCAGGAAGAUAGAGGCCAGUCACCCUGGAAAGACCUAAUUUAGGCUCCUUAUAUCUGCUGCCUCUUUCGUGUAGUUACUAACCAGUGUUUAGUAGUCAGAAGUAGCUAGUUUGUCUCGUGAGAAUUUUGCUUUUUGGUUCUCCGUAAUGCUUUGAUAAAAAGCCAACUGCAUUACUUAAAGUAAUUCAUCCAAACCCUCUUGUGAUUCUCUGCAUGUUUGCUCACCCUCACUUGAACCUGCAAUCUUCUUUUUUUUUUGCCAAUUUGUGGGACGCACAAACAAGCUGUGAACAUAACACUGACAUGUUGUCACCAUUCUAUGUAUAGCAAACCAAUAUAGCAAAUAGUUUUUACACAUCCAGCAGAUACGGAGCAACAUUAGCUUUCAGUUAGGCUGCGUUCAGUCUGCAGGCCAAAGUGACCCAAAGCUGAAGGUAGCUCACAUGUGACUCACAACAGUAUGAAUGACCCAAGUCACAUGGAAUCUAAUCUUUUCCAGUUCCGAUUUGGGCCACUUUCAUGUCUAGUCCAAAUCAGAUACAGAUAGGAUUUUUUUUUGAAAAUGGACAGUCAGAUAGAAAUUCAUGCAAGUCUGACGUCACUCCGGAGCAACCAUCAUCACAAUUCUGCACUAGCAGGAGCCACGGUAAACACAAACCUGAAAUCAGCUUAAAAAUAAAACUAUAGAGGCUAACCUCUGUGGCCUCCAUGUUUACGACAACGUGCUGCGUGUGAUGACGUAGGCUAUUUGUUUUUUUUGCACAUAUGGGUCACUUUCAUGUCGUCCCACUAUGUACACCAGCUAAUAAUUACCAGCUAACUAAUUUUGUCUGUCUGCGAUUUGUGCCGGGCAGGUUUUGUGAGACUUAAACAGAAAACAGCUGCCUGCUGCAGCCAAACAACACAAAAUGAGAGCGGUGAGAGUGAACCAAAACAAAGUUGCAGGCAGAAAACCAAAACCGUGAGCUGAAAGAGGCUAGAAAGCUCUGAGGGAAACUGCAGAGUCUGGUUAUAUUCAUCAGUUCAUCUCUGUGAGCAAUGACUGACACAUACAAGUAGUCAUGUGAUCCAAAUAAAAAAAUUGUGGGGAUCAUUAUGAGGCCACAUCCACAAAACAUGCAUGAAGACAGGUUUGGCAAAUUCCCUGUACCUCUUAAAUAUCCACAGGAGGGUGAAAGCUGCCUUACUGUUUAGCAAUCAGAACAGAACCUAUCCUAAAUUGGAGUUAUAUUUCAUGAGUAGGCUUUUCAACCGUUGGAACACACCUACGUUAUUUUGUCGGCACAGACUCCCUACACAUUCUGGUUUAGCAGGCUUGCCCGCAGCUGCCUCAUCACCUGAUCUAAUUCACUGUCACUGAUGGUAUCAAGCUGACAGCUCAGCCCAGUUUAACAAGUGGCCACUAUGUCUGGUGAAAUCCAUACAAAGUCAGUCUUUGACCAUUGGCCCAAAGUGGUGGUGAUACCACAAGCACAUACAGUAGGUGUCUGGUAAUGUCUGAAUAUGGUGGAGUUUAAUGAAGUCUGUGUGAAGGGCUGAAAGAAUAAAACAUUAUUCAAC